Molecule: messenger RNA, 384 nt
Organism: Colletotrichum orchidophilum
Lineage: Eukaryota; Fungi; Ascomycota; Sordariomycetes; Glomerellales; Glomerellaceae
Exons: 1
Coding region: 1-384 (127 amino acids)
Source: RefSeq, a predicted model, not a curated record
AUGUGCAGACCUACUCCAGCAGCUUACCAUCACAUCAAGGACCUCGAUUGCAUCCAGCAUGCAUUUGCUUUACCGGGUCCCACUGGACGUGACACAGAGCGACUUCACAGCUUAUUAUCACAGUCUCUGGUGGGUCAAAAGAGCCCGUCCAUAUUACUCGCCUUUUGGCGAUUCGAUCGAAGUAAAAAUAACCAUGGACGGACCAAGGACGCUCACCAACUAAUGAACUGCCAACUGAGCUUGAGACGCCACCACAAACUUCCAGGGACGGACUUGAGAGCACAAAAAUGUGUCGAGACCGGAAUCAAAAGAGCCUCGUGCGUGAUUUGUCUCGUGUUCUCGGCACCCAAGCACGGACAUCCGGGCCCCUGGGCAUUUGCUUGA